This is a messenger RNA of Trichoplax adhaerens, 867 nucleotides long. RefSeq lists its product as uncharacterized. The record is from RefSeq and is a predicted model, not a curated record. Bases 1 to 867 code for a protein of 288 amino acids. Lineage: Eukaryota; Metazoa; Placozoa; Uniplacotomia; Trichoplacea; Trichoplacidae. The transcript is spliced from 4 exons.
AUGAAGUGUUACCUAAGUGCCCUAGCUAAUCAAAGCAAACAACGCCGAAAACUGAUGCAGUUUAUGCCAGAAUUAAUUGGCCAUCCCCCUAAUAGUUUGCAUUGCGGUAGUUUUAGCUUCUUACCGAGAAAGAACCUGUCGAAACUAAAUGAAAAUAAAAUAGAACAAUUGCAACAUAUAGCAUUCCUAGGUCUAAAAGUCUUGAUUACCAGUUUCCAUAAAGUACUCGGAAAUCAUUGGCUGCUACUGAGUAAAUUUAUCCAAGAAUAUUUCACAACGGAAAUCGUAUUGCAUAUAUAUGUUAAAACUAAAGCCCGAAUCCCAUAUUUAUAUUUAAAGCAGCACAAGACAGAAUUAUUUGAAAAGAAGGACAGAAAUGAGAUCAUGAAGCAGCAAAUUAUCGAAAUUCAGCAAAUUUCAAUGCAGCCUUUCUUUGAUAGCGCAGAAUCUUGCUUAAGCAGACUAUAUGACGAAUUUGAAAAAAUUACGUUUACGAAAUUGGUUUUAAUCGAUAGUGAGAACAUUCAAGACGAUGAAAUUAAUUCUAUACUUGAUACGCCUACAAGUAACAAACUCUUAGUCAGAAGUAAGAGCUAUCCAUUAAUGUUCAACGAAUUUGCUAGUAACCGUGAUGAUGAUGAAAUCGUCCAUCAUGAUCGUAGUAUAACACAAGCUACAGUUUUCUGUUCAAAGCUAAGUAUUAAUAAAGCUAGGAUUAAUUUUAUGAUUGAUAAGCAUCGUUGUAGAACUGAAGAUAUCAAAAAGGCUAAAUCUGCCGAAGAAAUUGUAACAGAAAUAACUUGCUCCAAUGAAAGUGAAAAUUGUAACGAAUGUGACAAUCAGGAUUUACGAGAGACGAUACUAUAG